UAGCCCGGUGCAGCUGCGAGUAGCAGCCUUAUCCGCUUUCGUUGCCCGCUCGCUCUCCCUCCCUUCGCCCCGGGCUCCGGCGAAGGCGGAUGGCGCUCCCUCUCUCUCUUCCCUUCCCAGGCGCGCGCUUCACGCCGUCGCAGGCGGCGGCGCCGCGCCGGCGCACCAGGGCUCGCCCCUUCUCCCCGUCCGCGAACGCGCGGACCCCGUGCUUCAGGAGGCCCUACACGUCCGUCCUAAUUGUCCCCACGGGCGUCGGCGCAGCCGUCGGGGGCUUCGCCGGCGACGCCCUCCCGGUGGCUAGGACCCUCGCCUCCGUCGCGGACUGUGUCAUCUCACACCCCAACGUGCUGAACGCUGCAAUGUUGUACUGGCCAAUGCCCAAUACGCUUUACGUGGAGGGAUUCGCCCUUGAUAGGUUCGCGGAAGGGUCUUGGGCUCUUCAACCCGUUCAUCAAAACAAGGUAGGCUUGGUGUUGGAUUCUGGAAUCGAGGAGAACCUCCAGCUGCGCCACUUGCAGGUUGCAGAUGCCGCAAGGGCAUCGCUUGGGCUGCCUGUAGUCGAGUACAUUGUCACAGAUGCUCCUCUGGAGAUCAAGACAUGGUUUGAUCCUAAGUGUGGGAAGUCGACGGGAAGUGUCGGGAACUCUGAUUCUCUGAUGAGAGCUGUUGACACACUAGUGAAUCAUUCAGAUGUGAAUGCGGUGGCAGUGGUUGCACGCUUUCCAGAUGAUGAUCCAGAAGAUUCAGAUUGUUACAGGGAAGGGAAGGGCGUUGAUCUGUUGGCAGGGGUUGAAGCAAUUAUCAGUCAUCUAAUUGUGAAAGAAUUCAAAAUCCCUGCUGCCCACGCUCCUGCAGUGUUACCCCCACCACUCAGCCCAUUGGUAUCCCCUAGAUCUGCAGCUGAAGAGAUUGGAUAUACCUUUCUGCCCUGUGUGCUUGCUGGGUUAAGCAACGCUCCACAGUAUGUCAUGAGGAGGCAAGGAAUCUUGGGCAGUGAUUGCAUUGUGGCUGGUGAUGUUGACAGUGUUAUUCUUCCAAAAGACUCCUGUGGAGGAGAGGGUACUCUAGCCUUUGCUCGAGCUGCAAGAAAGCAUAAGCCCUUAAUCAUUACCGUACAGGAAAAUGAGACAGUACUUGAUGAUACCCCAGACAAGUUUGGUAUAGAAGCGCUGAAUGUCCGGAACUACUGGGAAGCAAUUGGAGUUGUCGCUGCUCACAAGGCAGGUGUCAAUCCAAAUGCUCUUAGAAGACAAGGAAUUGAUCACCUUAAGAGCCCUCGGCGAUUAUACUCUGCUUACUCUUCUGGUCCUAGGCCAUCUGCCCAUCCUCCGGUGCACGAGAAAGUACAUAUACAGCAACUAGCUAAACAAAUUUAGCAGUAGAAAUAACACUAAUAGUAGAAGUAGAAAUCAAUUUAGACAGGUUGCUAUCAGGAGCUUCCAGAUUCUGAAGCCACAGGUACAUAUUCCACAUAGACUGUGCUGCAGUGGAAUCCUAGGCAUAGCAUCUACACCGAUUUUUGUUGCCAACCCAGUCUAGCAUUAGCUCCAUGGUCUUGUAUUUCUCGAACCUCCAAUCUCCAGUCGGUUUGCCAAUCAUUUACAUCAUUACUUGUUGCAGGAAAACCCAGUGCUUGUAAUCAAUUCUUUCCUACAUUAUUUUAGUAAAUUGGAUGGAAGCAGUAGUACAGUCUUGUUUCC
Messenger RNA from Panicum hallii, 1703 nucleotides. RefSeq lists its product as uncharacterized. The record is from RefSeq and is a predicted model, not a curated record. Lineage: Eukaryota; Viridiplantae; Streptophyta; Magnoliopsida; Poales; Poaceae. The transcript has 8 exons. The coding region runs from base 90 to 1379 and encodes 429 amino acids.